CAAAUAUUUUUUCUUUACUCAUAAAAAAGCAAAUGAAGAUAAAAAUAAAGAAAAAGAAAAAAAAAUCGAAACCGAUUUUAAGCUUUCUCCUCAAACAUUGAUGAUGGGUGUACAGAGUGAGGAUUGAGCAGAGCAGCAGCCAUGUGCAACGGCUCGGUUUCGAGUUCGGACUCGGAUUCGGGCUCAAACGGGUGGGCAAAGGCCCGUGGUAUUGUACUGAAAACCUUGGUCGUAGUCGGCGGCGCGUUGCUGCUUAAGCGUCUCACCAAGUCCACCACUCGCUGGGACCACACGCGCAUCGUUUCAGACUCACUCGCCGGCGAGAAGUUUUCGAGGGAGCAAGCAGCGAAGGACCCGGACAAUUAUUUCAAUUUGAGAUGGCUUUCAUGCCCAGCAGCAGAAAUGGUGGAUGGUUCAAGGGUUUUGUACUUCGAACAGAGAUUUUUCAUGGUAAAGCCUUGUUCGAAGGACAUGAAAUGUGAUGUUGAGCUUAGUACCUAUGCAAUCCGUGAUUCGGAGGAAUACAAGAACUUCUGCGAUCGGUCAAAGGACCAAAGGCCACAGCCUGAAGAAGUAAUUGGGCAAAUCCCACAGGACAUUGCAGAACAUUUGACCACCAUUUACCUCAAACGAUGUGAUCGAGGCAAACGUUGUUUAUAUGAAGGCUCAACUCCUCCAGAUGGAUUUCCUAAUUCAUGGAAUGGGGCAUCAUUUUGUACAUCGGAACUUACAGUUAUGAAGAACAGCGAAAUACACACGUGGGAUAGAGGCUAUGAUGAGAAUGGGAAUCAAGUCUGGGGAGGAAAGGAUGGGCCCUACGAGUUUAAACCUGCUCCACAGUCGAGUUAUAGCGAUCCAUUUUCGUCAUUAACUUUUCCACCGCAAUUCAUGGAGAAAAGGAUAGAUGGUUCGUUUGUUCUCCAAGAAUGAGUACUUUUUAUUGUUUCAUCCAUCACAUUUGUAAUAUAGCAAGACCUUUGCAGAUUACAUCAUCUUAAUCUUGUUUCCUUUUGCUCCCAAUUUUGUACUGUAAAUAAUCUCCUGAUUGUUUUUUGUUGAAGUAUAAAUUAGUAGGUGCAAUGGGGUUCUUGAGUAUUUAGUAAUAUUAUCACUGUACUAAGCCUAGUUGUUAGGCGUCACGACUUUUGCCUUAGUCAGUCAUUGUAGGUGCUCCAACAAUUAGGCGGUGCUUAGGCGGAGCCUAGGAUACUAUGCAGCUGUGAAGUAACUUGCGCCUAAGCGGUCUUCGUGUCGUGUAGCAGUGUAGGUGCCUGUAAUU
Striga asiatica is the source of this 1279-nucleotide messenger RNA. The record is from the annotation of a GenBank genome assembly. Lineage: Eukaryota; Viridiplantae; Streptophyta; Magnoliopsida; Lamiales; Orobanchaceae.